AUGUGGAAAUCGUCACUGCUGCUGGAAAGCUGGCAUUGGAGAAGGUGGUGGAUUUCCAUGGGAACGGUGGCGCCUCUGGGUGCCUCCGAGGUGGUGGCGUCGUGCAGCUACGACAAGACGGUGCGGCUGUGGGACGCGGGGGGGUCGCGACAGCACCAGCUGUCGAGUUUGGCGGGACAUGCGGCACCCGUGGUGCAGAUGGCGGUGGGGCGUGGCGGAAUGGUGGCCACAGGUGACCGUGGCGGCUCCGUAAUCGUCUGGGAGGUCAGCCAGGGCGGCCCAGCAUGGCGUCUGAAGAACAUACACAAGGGUCACAUCACGGCCAUCGCCAUCCUGCACGACGUCCCGGGCCAUGGGGCCCCGCCACUGAUCCUGACCGGUGGCCAGGACGGCACGGUCCGGGCCUGGGACCCCCGACAGAAAAAUCACGUGGCCAAAAAUACCCUCCACUCAAACGACAAAGGGAGAGGAGCUGUGGGGGCAAUCAUUGGUGGCAGUGGCGCCUUUGGGGGUUUAGUCAUCACGUGCGGGGCGGAUAAGACCCUGAAGCUGUUGGAUCCCAGGAGUGGGUUCUGCGACACGGCCGCGAUUGCGCUGAGCGACUUUCCGUACAGCCUUUCGGCUGUGGGGAACUUGGCGCUGUGCGGCUGUGGGGACGGCAGCCUGGUUGUGGUGGACGUGGAGCGCGGCGAGGUGUUGUAUGGGCUGGGCGCCAACAGGGCUGCAGUGAGGACGUUAGAGUGCUCUGCAGACACGUUGCUGUGUUCCGGGGAUGAUGGCCGUGCCAUCGUGUACAGAUUUGGUGCUUGA
Messenger RNA from Ostreobium quekettii, 810 nucleotides. NCBI's taxonomy places the organism in Eukaryota, Viridiplantae, Chlorophyta, Ulvophyceae, Bryopsidales, Ostreobiaceae. The record is from the annotation of a GenBank genome assembly.